This is a messenger RNA of Vitis riparia (riverbank grape), 753 nucleotides long. Its product is annotated as probable disease resistance protein At1g59620. Lineage: Eukaryota; Viridiplantae; Streptophyta; Magnoliopsida; Vitales; Vitaceae. The transcript has 2 exons. The record is from RefSeq and is a predicted model, not a curated record. Gene Ontology annotation, molecular function: ADP binding. Bases 1 to 753 code for a protein of 250 amino acids.
AUGUCUGCUGAUCAUUUGCAGUUCUUGAAGAACAAGUUCUUUCUGGACUUGGAAGACGCGGAGCAGGAACACACCGGGGAAAAUGAGAUCCCCCUUCUCUCUCACUUUCUACAGAUUAGAGAUGUGCUGAAAGCAAAGGGCAUCACUGUAUCCACACCCAUCAGAUUGAAGAAUUGUCUAUACAACGCAAUCAGCGCAUUAGAAGAGUGCGUGGUGUUGUCGGAGAAGCGUGAACCCCGAAAGAAGAAGGAUGGUCCGAUGCAUGGAUACACUCUGGCGGAGCAUUGGCUGAUAUGCAAAACCAGAAGGUUGUUGGUUCCAACAACGAGAAAGCUAACAGCUGCAGCUGAUGCGGUUAUUCCUGGUAUGACCGAUAUGGCCGCAAGUUCAUCCUCCACCUCCUUACCACUUAUUCCAAGACCAAACUCCGAGGAUUUUUAUCCUUGGAGUUUUCGAGGUUUUGAUGAACAAAUAACCACAAUUUUAGAUCGACUUGAGAAUACAGGGGAUGGGUUUCAGGAAAUCGGAAUCGUGGGGAUCGGGGGAUCGGGUAAAACCACUCUCGCGCAAUUUGUUUUUGUUAAUCAGAAUAUGAUGGAUGCCUUCCAUUACAGAAUUUGGAUUUGCUUAUUCCCCGAACUGAGUGGGGAUUGGUACAUUUGCCUUGAGAAUGACAAAGCUUCUCUAAUACUCUCCUCAUCCACACCCCUUGACAAGCACAAGAGGCAGCUGCCACAAACUCUGCUUCAGUAG